AUGGCAUCCCUAAGAGCCAUACUAGGUUUCGACAUUUGUCGCAGUUCAGCAUGUGCAGUACAAGAACUUGGUAAUCUGCAAAGUUUGAAGGAGGUUGCAAUCAACUGGACAAAUUUUACUUCUGGAAAUGUGAAGCACCAAAAGGCUUUGAUGAGAACUUUAGGGAAACUGGGCACAAGAAACCUUCAAUCCUUUGCAAUCUGCAGUCGCAACUUAGGUUCCCUUGAGUUUCUGGAUUCUUGGUCGCCAGCACCCAAUAGCCUUCAAAAGUUCAGACUAUCAGCAUAUUACUUCCUCCCAAGAGUACCAAGGUGGAUGGCACCACUCUGCAACCUCAUUGAUUUAAACAUUAACAUUGCAGAACUAGCAUAUGAAGACAUAUUAAUACUCAGAGAGUUGCCUUCCCUACUUCGUCUUGACUUAUGGUUGAAAUCACCUCAGAAAGAUGAUACAAUUGUCAUUCAUGGAGUAGGAUUCCCAUACUUGAAAGAGCUCUUCUUCAGCUGUCAAGAAACUUGCUUGCUAUUCGAACCAGCAUCAUUCCCGAAGCUCGAGAGGCUACACACAACAAUCCAUGUAAUCAGAGCAAAGCCAUACAGUCACACAUUUGGCAUUGAACACCUUAAAUCUCUCAAGCAAAUCAGCGUCCAAGUUUUCUGUUAUGGCGCAAAUGCAUCUGAUAUCAAGGAUGUUGAUCAUGCAAUUUCUACUGCUGUGAAUUACAAUCCUAACCAUCCUAGGAUGAACAUCGAAAAACGUGGCAUGGAUUUGAAAUUAGAGGAGAGAAACAAGAGAGAACAUUCCAAAGACAAGAAUCUGGAAAAACCUCCAAGCAAAGAAGAUAUUGGUCAUACAGACAAGAAGAGAAGGAAAUUACAUAUUGAAGAACAUCAUUCGGCAAGUGCAACAUGA
Miscanthus lutarioriparius is the source of this 912-nucleotide messenger RNA. Lineage: Eukaryota; Viridiplantae; Streptophyta; Magnoliopsida; Poales; Poaceae. The record is from the annotation of a GenBank genome assembly.